Molecule: messenger RNA, 2025 nt
Organism: Cladocopium goreaui
Lineage: Eukaryota; Dinophyceae; Suessiales; Symbiodiniaceae
Source: the annotation of a GenBank genome assembly
UGAAAAACCAUGCGAUGAAUGUCGCCCAGCGAUGAACGCCGGAGAGACCUGCGUUCCAAGCGCCGAUGAUUCGCGUCAAGACACCGCACAGGAGUCUUGGUACAACUCACACAGUUGGGUCACGUGGAAAGAGUGGGAAGACAAGUCAACCUGGAAAGACGACUGGCAGGAGCCUCCGAACCACACCUGGGAGGUCUUUGCAGACCUGGGUCUGGAACACUUGCUCUACGAUGCCAAGGAGCUGAGACGAGUUCUGAGCUGCGGCGAGUCCAAAGAUCUGCUGGAGGCGGCGGGCUUCGGGGAUGUCUUUGACCAUCCGUCCAAAAAACAGGAGCUCAAAUUGCAGCUGGAUCUGCUCAAAAGGGUACAGGAGCUUUUCCGAAAGCACGAUGUGCGCGCCAUGAUCCAGGAGCCCGACAUGUUGAUCGGCCUGGCAGAACGCUGUCAGGAUCUGCAAAAAAGCUUCGAGGAGUGUGGCUAUCCUCAAGGCUUCCUGCGCCACUACUCGCAGCUCAGAGAGGCUUUCAGGCAGCUCGGCUUGGAAGAUCUCCUGGACAAUGUGCAAGCCAUGAAGCACUUCCUUGCGAAUCACACAAAGCAGGAGGAGCUGGUGUAUUUGCGAGCAGCCGCUUCGAGAGUGGAUGAGGUGGAAGACCAGCUGAAACAACGAGAUGAGGAGGUGGCCAGAGUGAGGCAAGAGAACCAAGCCUUGCGAGAGAGGUUGGCAGCCUUUGAGGAUGUGAGCCAAAGCAUUCCUCCCACGCCACAACAGAGGUGGAUCCAGCUGCCAAUUCUGGAGUUGGACGGUAAGGACCGCGGCAAAGUGCUGGAAAGUCUGCGCUGCUGGGGCGCGGUACACCUGGCGCCCGGCUGGGACAAGGCCAAUGUGAGGCCAAACUGGCUCAACUGGCACACGCUGAUGAUGGAGGCCACGAGGCAACGGAAGAAGUUCCUCGCGCGCGAGUGCGUGCAGAACAAACAGCUGCGGUUCAGCUUGUCGGAAGACCUAUCGCGGACCAUGAUUGGGGAGGCCAAGUCGCACCAGCCGGAUCGAAGGGUGUCCUUUGGGAUCUCAGAUUCUGCGGUCCAGUCUCCCUUAGUCAAUUGGGAAGACUUGCAGUGGGCGGUGGAUGGCUUCCGGAAUCUCAAGGCAUCCCUCUGUGAAGUGGUGGAACGGGAACUCCGUGAUCUCUGUGCCCAGGACGGCGAUCGCGAGACCUUGGCCGUGAAGAUCGUCCAAGGAUGGGAGAACUGGGGGAAGAGCAAUCUUCGGCACUGUGUUUACCCAGAGAAUGGGACCUGCUCUGCACACACAGACUAUGGCUUGGUGACGCUGCAGUACUCGACAGGUCCAGGCUUACAGAUCUUGCGAGAUGACACCUGGCUGUCGCUGGACAGUCCCCGAGGUUGCGCCCUGCUAAUGGCGGGCGAUAGCUUGGAAAGGUUGACCAAUGGCAUGGUGAAGGCGGUCCAACACCGUGUGUGUAUGGCCGAUGAGGAGCGAUCAUCGACAUCUUUCCCGGAGAUGAAGUUUGACUGUCGAUCUUUAGAAGGUGCGCGGCAGUCUGGCCCUGAACGAAACGAGCGACAAUAUCACACAUCCUCUUUCUAGCGCCCAGCGCAGACACAUUGGUGGCACCGUUGCAGUGCCAGCUGCGGCAUGAUGGGACUGAUCUGGCAGCUGUGAGGUAUGGAGAUUGGCAUAGGGCCAAAGUGAACCUGGCCUUUGGGCCGUGCAUUGCCCAUGCCCAAAGAUAUUCAGCCUCUGGGCCGUGAGAGAUAGAUGCAAGGGCGGCUUUCCAGCAAGGAUCCCUAGGUGCUGUCCCAACAUUCUCAGACAAACCAUGAGCCUUUACUUCCUUGAGCCCUUUGCCCCUGCACGACAGAAUUGAUAGUACAGAUAUGUACAGAUCCGACCCGAUGAAAUCUUCCUUGCGGGCUACGAAGAAAUACACCGUCGAAGCCUUGGACAAAGAUCCUGAGAUGUCAAUGCCUACCUUUGAAGAAAUUGAAGGAACAAAAAAA